AUAAAACAGUGCAUUUAUUAUUAUAUUUACAUAAAUAUUACUCGUUCAAUUAUCGUGUAAUACAAUUCUCAAAAAUAUUGUGACCAUCUCAUCUACUAUAAUAUUUUUGAAGUAUAAGAUUAUUAUUACUUUAAUUGGUAACAUUAAUGAACAUCUUUAAAUAUUUCUGAAACUGAGGAUUGGACAUGCGCACUAACAAAUCCGUAAAGCAACAAGUAGUUAAUGAUAUUGAUUUUUAGAACCUCAACAAAAACGAGUAAGUAUCUUGAUGAAAACGGCGACUAUUAAAAGAAUAAAAUGUUACGGAUAGCAUCAUCAGCAGCCUGGUUAUUAAUUUUAGGAUUGUAUGACAGUUGUUUAAGUGAUAAAACUGGUACAACCUUUACGUUUAAAGAAUAUCAAUACAAGGAUUCACCUAAAAAUGAAAUGACAUUUCAUGAAUUCGAAACAGCGUGUGAACAAAGCAGUGCAUGUAAUCAAAUGACUGGAUUAGCGCAAAUGAGAUGCGUUCGAGAAUGUGUUUCACCAUCAUGUUACCGAGAGAUAUAUUCAUCAGAUCCGCUUGAAGAGGGUGAAAUCGAUGUCCGACUAAAUUCAUUCAAAGGCUGUUUCGUCCAAAGAAGUGGUCGAACGAGAAACUGAUUUCCUUCAACUUUGAUAUCAUCAUUUAUCUUAUGCGUGAAUAAGAUAAAUAAAAUACGUCGAAAAAUUGCAUUCAUGUUGCUCCUCCUGACCACAAUCGCGUAUAGUGAAAACGCGUUGAUGAAGAAAGUAACUACAAAUUAUCGUCAAAAACCAUUAUUUUAAUAAAACUUGGCGACUGUCAACAAGAUGCAAAUAUGAGUUUUAGUGAAUAAUAUUUCUACUAAUGGGUAACAGAAGAGUAUUCUCUAGUUACUUAAUAAAAUAUUGUUAGUCUGUCACUUUGUUGUUAACUUUAUUACUAGGCAUGUUUGUUGAAAUUAUUAUCAUAACGUUUCAAUUACUAUCCAAUCAAUAUUAAUGCACUUGAAUAGCACAACACAUCGUUUUUUACAAAAUACUCUUUAAAUUUAUAAAGCACCUUUAUUUAGAUAUUUAAUUAAUAGCCACACUUUCGAAACACUGUCAAUACAUCUUAUAAUUACAUUUUACCCAGUCGAAUCUAUGCUAAUUUGUAUCUUAACAGACUUAUUACACAGAUACCUAAGUAGGUACUUGGUAAAAACCAUUGUAAGAACGAAAAGGUGUUGCUUCAGUACUAACACCACGUACCUUUAGUCAUUUAUGGGUGGUUCUAACAUUUUGAAGCCAUUUCGCCAGAGAAUUGAGUGACACGUCGUUUUGGCCAGUCAGAAACAUACAACCUUCAAUAGAAGCUUUCCUGUCAAGUUCCUAAUUUUGACCUUAGACUAUGAGAAGACCAUUUUGACUUAGUUACGUGGUAUUAGAACUGAAACGACGAAGGUGUUUUUAAAGGUCAGGACAAUGUCAAACUUUUCGAAUAUCACGCAAUCCUUUAUUUAGCCUUAUUUCAUAACAUAAAAUCUAAUUAAAGUUAUAUUCACUUUUUAAA
Maniola jurtina (meadow brown) is the source of this 1555-nucleotide messenger RNA. RefSeq lists its product as uncharacterized. NCBI's taxonomy places the organism in Eukaryota, Metazoa, Arthropoda, Insecta, Lepidoptera, Nymphalidae. The transcript is spliced from 4 exons. The coding region runs from base 298 to 642 and encodes 114 amino acids. The record is from RefSeq and is a predicted model, not a curated record.